AUGCUCGGCGAGGCGCCGUUCCAGGCGACGCGCGUCCGCGUGUCGAUCUUGGUGUCAUUUGUAUGCGUGAUUAUCGCGGCGCUGCCGUUUUGGUGGGCGACGACGACGAUUACGCGGUUGCCGCUGCCGGCGGCAGACGUGUUUGCGUGGCAGGAGCAGGUGGCUUGCCCGGUUCGCGCUGCCUUUUCGCUCGAGCUUACGCCCCACGGCGUAUCGGUGGGGAGCGAUACGUGUGAAAAUGUGCAGAAGCGCCUGAAUACGCUUGCGCGGGGCGCGCAGGACGCGCAAGACGCGUCGACAGACGACCUAUGCAUGGACUGGCAAGUGUCUGUGCCGGGCGUGUGUGCCGCAGCGCCGCACAAUGCGACGAUGACCUACUCCCUUUCGCUCCGGAAUGUCGCGUGCGACGACGCCUUCACGGUUUGCGCCUCGGACGACAUGGCGCAGUCGGUCGCCGAGAAACUCGCGCCUCUGCUCGCCCGCAGCGCGAGCGAGGUGGAUGACGCGCACCGCCGCAAGUCGGCACACGAUCUGCAUGCGAUCCAGUUUGCAAAGCGCGUGCGUGUCGUCUUUUCGUUGCUGAACGAGGACGCGAGCGCGGGCGGCGCAGCAUCGGGAUGGGAACUCCAAGAGACGCUCAAGGUCCUUGACAACAUGCACGGCGCACUUCCGCCGCGCCUCGAGGCCAUUGCGCCGCUUUUUCGUUUGAUCGAGGCGGCACGGGGCGUGCACGACUUUCAGUUAGAGAGCCAGGUGCAGUGGUACGCCCCGCUCGAGUUUGAGCCCGCCGCUGAGCACCACGCGCCGGAAGCGGCCCCCGCGGCGCCGGAGCACACGCGUGCACCGGAACAGGACUCGUCGAUUGAGGCUGCGGCCGCUGCAGAGCACGCAGAGCACGCACAGGCGUCGGUCGACGCCGAACUUGCGACACGCACGCCGGCGGCGACCGAGCACUUUGCCUCGCUCGACAAUGUGCGUGUUUUUGUCAACUCGGCGCAGUGGAACCUCGAGUCGUACGGCCUUGCAGACGCUGCGUCGAACGCAACCGACGGGCAGUUUGAGGAGCAGACACUGCACUUUGUCCUCUUUUUGCCGAGUGAUGCGCACCGCCCGCUGCGCAUGCGAAAUCCGACUACCUCGGAAACAAUCGCGAAUCCUGCAUGGAUCGUGCCGCAAUGGGGCGGCGUCGUGGUGUGGAACCGCGAAGGAGACGGCGACCGCCUCGCGCCGCCGCUGACGCUCGACGAGCUCGCCGAACCCCUCCGCCUCUUUUCCAAGCAGCUCGCGCAGCUCCUGGGUGUCGCGUUCGAGCAGGUCUCUGACAGCGAGUCCGCACUGUACUUUGCGGUGCAAGGCCUCUUGUGGCGCCGCACGCUCGAGUCGGCACGCAGCACGAUCGAGACGCUCGGCAGCACCGUGCGCCUCGUGGACAAGAUUCCCAACCUCGGCGUCGGCGCGACCGUGCGUGGCCAGUUUUUACUUGCGCUCGAGCGCCUGAACGAGCUCGCAACGCUCCUUGGCACAGAUGCACAGCAAGACGUCCUGCCCAAGGCCCUCGACCUCGCUUAUUCCGCACAGGCGCAUGCAUCGCGCGCAUUCUUUGAUCCAUCUAUGCUGGCUAUGCUCUAUUUCCCGGACGAACACAAGUACGCGGUGUAUACCCCCCUCUUUGGGCCGCUGUUUGUCCCGCUCUUGGUCGCGUUCGUCCGCGAGGCGAAGCGUUUCCGCGCGCGGCGGGCCCAACACACGCUGACUAAGCAAAGCAACACGUAG
Messenger RNA from Malassezia japonica, 1773 nucleotides. RefSeq lists its product as uncharacterized. The coding region runs from base 1 to 1773 and encodes 590 amino acids. The record is from RefSeq and is a predicted model, not a curated record. Gene Ontology annotation, biological process: attachment of GPI anchor to protein. NCBI's taxonomy places the organism in Eukaryota, Fungi, Basidiomycota, Malasseziomycetes, Malasseziales, Malasseziaceae. The transcript has 3 exons. Gene Ontology annotation, cellular component: GPI-anchor transamidase complex.